This is a messenger RNA of Fusarium coffeatum, 1179 nucleotides long. RefSeq lists its product as uncharacterized. Bases 1 to 1179 code for a protein of 392 amino acids. The transcript has 6 exons. NCBI's taxonomy places the organism in Eukaryota, Fungi, Ascomycota, Sordariomycetes, Hypocreales, Nectriaceae. The record is from RefSeq and is a predicted model, not a curated record.
AUGUCUUCACUACUCGAAUCAAUUGGUCUGCGACAGGAUCUUGUGCCUCUGGCUGCUGUUGCCCUCGGUAUUGUUUUUUUCGUCGCGGUGUAUGAAUGGUUGCGAAAGGGAAGAGCUGCUAAAACUGCUGCCAAACCUGAGGACAUAGAAUGGAAAACACCCUCCCCAAAGCCUCUUCCCGACUUUGAUCUCGACGUCACCAAACCCCAACUCUACCGUCCCUUCCGCCAUGGUCCCAAUCACGUAACAAUGGGCAUUCGCAAGCUCGACUGGAAUAACUGGAUUGAGAUGGACUCCAACUUCAUGUGGUUUCACGACACUAAAGUUUCAGAGUUAGAAAGAGACAUUGACGCGCAUGUUCAAUAUGUCGAUAACGCGGUUACAAGAGAUGCUUGUUUUGAGGUACUCGAGGAGUUGACGGAUUGGUUGACUGUGCGAUAUCCUAAGAUCUUUUCGCUGGAGGGCGGCAAGUUGAGGAAUAGUCUUACUGGAGAGGUUUUCGAUUAUCCUGCUAGCAACCCUAAGGAAGCAAUGGCUACGGCAGCGAAAUUGGUUCAGGAUGAUCUAGUCAUUAUGGUCGAGGAAGAUGACGGUCACUAUCACCUAGACGCAGGAGCUGUAUGCCUCCCCGGCUUCUGGCGACUGAGCGAGAAAUUCAGAAUGUCUCUUGAUACUCUACACAUCGAAGCCAAGGUUCCCCACUACCAGACCAAGCUGCAGCGGUCUAUGAACAAAUUCUUCAAGUCUAUGCAACCGGAUAAGGCAGUAGUUCGAAACAAUUUCUUUAUUCAACUUGACGAUGGCCUUCACUGGUCUCAUAGAAUGGGCGACCAGAACAGCAAUGAAGUAGCCUCAUGGGAAACUGCCAAUGACAAAGGUCUCACGAUCGGAGAUCUCUAUUUCCGCUCCGAACGCCAAUCCCUCCGCCGUCUUCCCCGAUCUAAAGCUCUGCUCUUCACCAUCCGAACGUACUUCGAGCCGAUUACACGUAUCGCUCAGGAACCGCAUGUUCCAGGAAGAUUGGCUGAGGCGAUCGACAAUUGGGAUGAGGCUGCUUCUUUGUACAAAGGGAAGCAUCACUGGGAUGGUAUCCUGCUGCCUUAUCUGCGUGAGCAGGAUAAGAAACAGAAAGAGAGUGGUAUUUUAGAGAAGGCUCCUGAGGGGAGCUUUCCUUACUAG